AUGGCUCCCUCGUCAAGGACGACGGUGUUUUUUGGGUUAGGACUAUCAUUGGGCUUAGUUAUUGCAUUCACUUUGACUACUUACUCGUCGUUGAAAUUAACACUGCCCAAGAUUGUCUAUCACGCCUCCUAUGGCUCUGAACUCGGUUCGGACGUGGAUAAAACUAGAGGUCUCAACAUAGAUGAGCAUAUUUUGUUUCCAAAUGAAAGAGCAAACAAUCUGAAAGGCCCUAAUCGAUUCCCACAGAGCAUUCAUUCGCACGAAGAACUCGACAAACUGGGAGGCCCAGACAAAGAAUUCCAUUUUAAAGAUGCGCUUGCGCACAAUGAUGAUUCCACAGUUGCCGAGGAAUUGUACCACAAAGUUCGCGUCCUCUGUUGGAUAAUGACGUCACCAGAUAAUCUUCAAAAGAAAGCCAUUCACGUGCGAGCCACGUGGGCUAGGCGAUGUAAUAAACUUCUGUUUAUGAGCUCCGUAACAAAUAGCUCCUUUCCGACAAUAGGACUGAAUAUACCCGAAGGGCGGGAACAUCUGACAGCCAAAACAAUGCGCGCGUAUAACUACAUCGCCGAUAACUACAUGGACGAAGCUGAUUGGUUCAUGAAGGCAGACGACGACACUUACGUCAUCUUGGAGAACCUGCGUUAUUUCUUGUCGGAUGUUGACCCUAACGAACCGGUGUUCUACGGUCACCUGCUUAAAGCGAUUGUGAAACAGGGUUAUUUUAGCGGAGGAGGGGGCUAUGUCCUGAGUAAAGAGGCACUAAAACGCCUUCGAGGACGUGACCAAAAUCAAUGCCGUAGUGACGGUGGAGCGGAAGACGUGGAAAUUGGCAAGUGUAUGGAAAAACUUGGUGUAAAAACAGGAAAGUCUCACGAUUCUUUCGGACGGAGUCGCUUUCACUGUUUUGACCCAGAGAUGCAUCUGCGCGGGUGCUUUCCUGACUGGUACUAUAUUUACGAUGCUCAUGGAGCCAAAUCGGGCCUGGGUAGCAUAAGUGACUAUGCCAUCUCAUUCCACUAUAUACCUCCUCAAAGGAUGUAUGCGUUGGAGUUCUACGUGUAUCAUCUACGCCCGUAUGGUUUGGUCUCCAAAUCACAGAGCCUUAACCUAAAGACAAACAGUACGUCCUAG
This is a messenger RNA of Liolophura sinensis, 1134 nucleotides long. Its product is annotated as glycoprotein-N-acetylgalactosamine 3-beta-galactosyltransferase 1-like. Gene Ontology annotation, cellular component: membrane. The coding region runs from base 1 to 1134 and encodes 377 amino acids. Lineage: Eukaryota; Metazoa; Mollusca; Polyplacophora; Chitonida; Chitonidae. Gene Ontology annotation, molecular function: N-acetylgalactosaminide beta-1,3-galactosyltransferase activity. The transcript has 3 exons. The record is from RefSeq and is a predicted model, not a curated record.